UGGAGAUGCGGGACUUAGUAUACACUCAGGAGAUGCGGGACUUAGUAUACACUCCCACAGUUCUCUAGAGAUGCACAUUCUAAAAUCGCCUCUUUUGAUGCAUCUUGACGUACUGCACCUACAUACUACUAAACAUUAAUCGCAUCAGGCAUGGAGGAAGCACGCGGCACAGUCGUCCUCGCCUACUCAGGAGGUCUCGACACGUCAUGCAUCCUGGUGUGGCUUCGGGAACAAGGCUUCAGGGUUGUCGCCUUCAUGGCUGACCUUGGCCAGGAGGAGGACUUUGAGAAAGCCAAGGCGAAGGCCACCAAGCUCGGAGCCGUGGAGGUAGUGGUGCAGGAUCUUCGGCGUGAGUUGGUGGAGGAUUUCGUGUGGCCCGCUGUUCGUGCCGGGCUUAUUUAUGAGGGCCGCUACUUGCUGGGCACGGCGCUAGCUCGGCCCUGCAUCACCCGCGCCCUCAUCUCGCAGGCUAAGAGGGUAAAAGCAGGUUACAUAUCCCAUGGAGCUACUGGAAAAGGAAACGACCAGAUACGCUUCGAGCUUGGCUGCUACACACUAAGUACGGAUAUCAAGAUCAUCGCUCCGUGGAAAGAUCCAGCCUUCUACGAGAGAUUCCCGGGGCGACCUGAGUUGUUCCAGUACGCCAAGACUCACGAUAUCCCGCUGCCAGUCACCCCUAAGUCACCCUGGAGCAUGGACGCCAAUCUGGUGCACAUAAGUUAUGAGUCUGGAGUGUUGGAAGACCCUGCUGCUGCCCCUCCUUCCACCAUUUACCAGAUGACCACCAAUCCGGAGCAGGCACCUGACGCCCCGCAACGCCUCACUCUUACCUUCCGCCACGGUCUGCCAGAGAGUGUGACCAUGGACGGGGGAGACAGCAUUACAGACCCGCUGCAGCUGUUCCUCACUUGUAAUCGUGUGGGAGCUGCGCAUGGAGUAGGCCGUGUGGACCUUGUAGAAAACAGAUUCAUUGGGCUCAAGUCUCGAGGUGUGUACGAGACUCCAGGCCUUACCUUGCUACACGCCGCCCACCAGGACCUCGAGGUGUUGUGUCUAGACCGCGAGGUGAGGAAGAUUAAGACGGAGCUCAGCACACGGAUGAGUGAGCAAGUAUACAAUGGGUUCUGGUUCAGCCCUGAGUUCGAGUACACGAGGCGGUGCGUGGAGGCGUCGCAGGAGAUGGUCACUGGUAGUGUGUCCCUCAAGGUGUACAAGGGGAACGUGUAUAUCGAAGGAAGGAGUGCCCCUGUGUCUCUCUACAAUCAAGAGCUAGUGUCUAUGGAUGUGCAAGGUGACUAUGAGCCUACAGAUGCUCGAGGCUUCAUUCGACUCAACGCCCUUCGUCUUCGAGAGCACCAGCGAGUCAAGGCAGCCAUGGGUGAGGGGCAGUAGGGCAAGCCAAGCAGGUGUGAGGCUGUUGUGAAGCUAAAGACCGGCAGUAAGAAAAACAUGAGUGACGUCAAGGUGAAAAUUUAUGUAUUUAAACAGCCACGAACAUGUGAAAAUUAGAUUAUGUGAUUAAAAUAAUCUCAAAAGGAUUCCAAUAACAAUAAACAUUCACUUCAGUAAUGAUGAUUAUGGUGAUUGCAGCAUGAUGACGACGACAACGAUGAUGAUGAUGAUGAUGAUGAUAUCAAUAAUAAUAAUAAUAAUUAUAAUUAAUAAUAAUAAUAAUAAUAAUAAUAAUGUAACGGCAAAAACAAUAAAAAUAUUUAAGUUAAGGGAUAACUACAAGAAACCACCCUGAUACAAUU
This is a messenger RNA of Scylla paramamosain (green mud crab), 1754 nucleotides long. It is a transcript of the gene Ass, whose product is annotated as argininosuccinate synthase-like. Gene Ontology annotation, cellular component: cytoplasm. The transcript has 11 exons. Gene Ontology annotation, biological process: L-arginine biosynthetic process; urea cycle. Lineage: Eukaryota; Metazoa; Arthropoda; Malacostraca; Decapoda; Portunidae. The record is from RefSeq and is a predicted model, not a curated record. Bases 151 to 1392 code for a protein of 413 amino acids. Gene Ontology annotation, molecular function: argininosuccinate synthase activity; ATP binding.